AUGGCUGAGGAUUCUGAGUUGUGGAACAUCAUCUGUGAUGGUCCUUUUGUUCCUAUGAAGAAAGAUGAUGCUGGCAUUGCAAUGGUCCCUAAGAUGAGGAAGGAGUACAAUGAGACCGACAGGAAAGCUGUUGAAAAGAAUUACAGAGACAUGAAAAUACUUGUCUGCUUUAUUGGAGCUAAUGAGUACAAUCAGUAUGAACUCUUUAAGAUGAAGAAUAGUGAAUCUGUUGAUGAGAUACAUACCAGAUUCACCUCCAUAAUCAAUGAACUCCAUUCGCUUGGUGAAAUCAUUCCUAUCAACAAACUGGUUCGUAAGCUACUUAGUGUUUUGCCUAGUUCAUGGGAAAUCAAAGUCAAUGAUAUUUCUGAAGCCAAGGACUUAAAAUAA
Lycium barbarum (goji berry) is the source of this 390-nucleotide messenger RNA. RefSeq lists its product as uncharacterized. NCBI's taxonomy places the organism in Eukaryota, Viridiplantae, Streptophyta, Magnoliopsida, Solanales, Solanaceae. Bases 1 to 390 code for a protein of 129 amino acids. The record is from RefSeq and is a predicted model, not a curated record. The transcript is spliced from 2 exons.